GUUCGGCUUUCAGUUUCAUGAGAGACUUCCACCAGAGUACAUCGAAAUUCGGUGAAAUCGAACUGAGAAAGAAAGAAAAACAACUGCAUUGAGAUACCUGACUUGGCGUACUCCACGCAAGUGUGCAUUAAAAUACGCGUUUUUCGAAAGACGAUACAAAGUGAUUCAAGCAGAGGGUUCAUUGGACGCUUGAGAAAACCGAGAGACAAAGUGAAACGACCUCGCACAACGCGCGCAAAAAGAGAGAAAAACACACCCACAACCCGUCCCACUGAUUGCUGCAACGCUCCAUAAACAGAAAAAAGAAAAACCUAUAACAUGGAUGUUUGGGGAUUCUGCGUCAGCGACACCACAAUGGCAUAUGGCGGGACCAUGCGCGGAGGAUACUACCGGGACUACGAGGAGUUUCCCUACGGAACCCUGGAGUCCACCAGUUCCCCCCAUGCGGUCAAGGAUUGCUACAGCCGAGUGCAAGAAAAAUGCAAGCAGGUAAAGUCCGAGAGGCAGAUGCGCAAGGACUGCCCGUUCUGCAAGGAGCACAAGAAGCGGCCGCUCAUCAACUACAUGCGCAAGCGCGAGCAGCGGAAGCACCAUGACAGCAUCUGCGAGGACGAGGAGGACCUGCACGAACAUGAGCUGGAGCACGCCCACAGUCACAGCCAGUCCCACGUCCUUGCCGUCCCCCAGAGCUGCAAGGUGUGAGAGGGAGCGGGACGACUCUAUUGCCGACGAUUCCCACGGACAGUCGCGAAAUGCCAUAUAUUCAAAUGUGACCAGAAGAAAGGAAAAACCUGAAAGAGUAACAAAAAACAAAAACAAAGAAGAGCCAGAGGAGAAAAGAGAAAAAGCUGUUAAAGACGAAGAUUGCGCGACAAGGAGAGAGUGAGACGGCGAGACACCAUCGGCAGCUACAAAAAUCGAAGGCAACUGUACCCUGUUUUAAAAAAUGGCUGCCCCAGCAUUUCCGCAUCGCGAAUACACUACCAUUUACAAGAGCCAGAACUUGAACUUGAUACCAAUUUACAACUCCCCUUACCGAUUAGCUACCAUUUCGUUUUUACACCAACUUCGCAGUUAUGUACAACUACAAGGCGUAAUUUGUUUACCGACACGAUGAGAAAAUCAAAUAACGAGAACCUGCCCAGCUUGACCAACGCAUUUUUUUGACCUUAGGCAAACAAAAACAUCGUAAAAAAAGCUUACAAAAAAAAUGAUAUACACAAACACAUAACAAGGGAAGCAAAAAUAGCAGAAAACUGAAUUUUCUAUUUUGCGUACGAGACUGAGUAAGAAAGAAGUAGAAAAUUUUUAAGCAAAAGUUUUGUUUUCUUUGAUUUUUUUGAACCUUAUUGGAUCAGUUACAGGUAUACCAUAUAAACCAGACAUAAUGAAACCUAUAACUAACUAAAAUGCUUCAUUGGCGCCAAUUAAGGUUGAUAAUUAUUAUUUUUUCGAUGUAUGUGUAGCUACGUAUACUUUGGACCCCGGAUUUUUAUUGUAUCCUUGUCUAUAUUAGACAUUCCCCUAUAUUUAUUGUAAUACCAACUGAGCAUUGCACAGUCCGAGCAAGUGUCAAAAUUAAUCGUAAUAUUGCUAUAUAUGUACAAGUUGAAAGUGUUUCAAGAGUUUAUGCCAAGUUAAAUUUUGCUAACACAACUUAUAAUUGCAGAAAAACAGAAAAUAUUUUUAGGUUACUUAGUGUUCAGGCUCAACUGUGCAAGAAAGACGGAAAAUUAUCAAAACCAAUUAACAUUUGCAUUAGUUAUUUAAGUAAUUGAUCAAAAGAUGUAUUGAUUUGUGAAAAAAUUUGCUUGCAGGUACCAAGAAAAUUUUCAAUUUAUACAAUGUUAUAUAUCGUAUAUAUUAUAUAUUAAUGUUUAAUUUAAAUUAUAUAUAAAUCAAUAAAACUACAAACGAAAAGAAAAUUA
Molecule: messenger RNA, 1928 nt
Organism: Drosophila biarmipes
Lineage: Eukaryota; Metazoa; Arthropoda; Insecta; Diptera; Drosophilidae
Gene: fok
Exons: 2
Coding region: 319-702 (127 amino acids)
Source: RefSeq, a predicted model, not a curated record